UAUGGUGUCCAUAGACAGGAGGCCAGAGCCAACAGCUUCCUCUGCAGAUCUGAUGACACGCCGGAGUGAUUUCAGCCACAGUGGUGUUUCUGUACCACAUUGAUGGUGCCAGUGAGGAUGCUCUCAGUUAAACCUUUUGUCCAAGUCAGGCCUUCAACAGCACAUUUUCAAAUAUUUGGAAAUUAAUACACAAAAGCAUCAAAAACCUACAUAUUUACAGACUGUUGUUGGUUAACUACUUCGUAAGUUACAGGUAGAACUGACCUCUUCUGAUCACUGACUCUACAUCUAAAUUUGCUGCGACACAAAUAAAGCACAAUGAUCCCCAAAACAACUCCAACUCCAACUCCAACGGUUUGUCCAGUGAUGGCUCCUACAUCUUGAGGGUUUCCAGGUGUGGCAUUUCCAGGUGUGGCGUUUCCAGGUGUGGCGUUUCCAGGUGUGGCGUUUCCAGGUGUGGCGUUUCCAGGUGUGGCGUUUCCAUCUGCAGCACCUGAAGAGUAGAAAACAGACCUGUUAUUUCUCAUCUGAACUCUGCUUCUACAGACAGUAAACACAGUUUGUCAUGUUGUCAUGGAAACGUUCUCACCUCCGUCAGUAACGUUCAGGUAGACUGUGGAAGAAGAGUUUCUGGUAGUGUUUUUACAGAACCACUCAUAUUCUCCAGCGUCUUCUCUGGUCACAUUCUUCAGAGUUGUAGAGACGACACCAUCCUGCAUUGGACACUUCAGCCCCUCCACUCGGUCCACAAACAACGGAUCCUGAUCUUCUGGAAGUAUGGGAUGUCCAUCUCUGCAGAAGUCGACAUAUUUACCACUGCCACGUCUUUGUAGUCUUACUGAUGUCAUGCCGCUGCAGUCUGGACCCUUCAGGACGACAUUCUUCCCUGGGUGGACAGAGAUGGACCAACAGUGUUCUGGGAGACGCUGCCAUUCAAACUCCGGACAGCAGCUUUAAACAUUCAAGCCAACUGCAAACAUGUAGCUAAAUGGAUGUAUGCAUUCCAAAAAAAAUAAUCAUUCCACGCAAAGUUUUACAUAGAGACAUCAUUCUAUGAAUUGCCGGUGUAACAUCUGUCUCGCUAACUGAAAAUCACCAGUUGAUCAGAUCACCAGUUAAUCUUGAACACCGGACAUUUCCUUCACCGACAUUUAUUUUUACUUGAUUGACACCGCUGUGCAGUUCACCCACCCAAAAACAUAUAAUUAUGAAUUAAAAAUAAUAUAUCUUCUGUUAAUCUUCAACAAGAUGUCAAAGAAAUGUCAAGAAGUUGCUGUAUUUUUUGUCUGCAGUAUGGCUUCUAUGUAACAGUAACAGACCCACAGCAUUGGUGACCGAAAACAGGAAAAUUCUAAAAAACGAUCGCUAGACGCAUACAGAAACAAAUAUGGUUACAAAUAUGAGGCUGCUGGCUUAAGAAGAUGUUAUUGAAUAUACUUCAUUCGACUUUAGGUAACAAACACGGUAACCGGGAGUACAGGAGUUUUAGCUAGCAGUCAGUGGGCUAACAGUACCUGUUGGCUUUAAUGUUAGCUAGCUAGCACUGUAGCCGGUAAAGUUAGCUCGUUAGCAACCAAUAUUUGAGAGAAAAUAAAAUCACUUUGAGUUUAAAACAUGCAUAAUCAACAACAUGGAUCGACGGCACCGUGAAAGCUCAUAAAUUCUGUGACAAACACAGAAACUGGAGGUACAGGAGUUUUAGCUAGCGGAGUAAGUUUAAUACCAGCCGUUAGCCAUGUAGCCGGUUAGCUCGCUAAUUUUUAAUAAAAUAAAAUAACAAUAAUAAAGAAAUUACUUUCUAAAAGUGUUUGAGAAAAUAAGUAAACUCACCACCAGUAGAAAGUCCCAGGAGAACCGUGAGCAGCAGGAACCUCGUUUCCAUCGUAGUGAACUGGGUCCAGAGUGUUACCUGUCCAGGUGAGCUCUGUGGAGAACUACUGCUCCGGCUCCGACACCGGGUUCUGCUGCACAUUCGACUCCGCCCUCGGUGACUCAUGAGCGGCCUCCUCUCCGUCUCGGGCUCCGAGGCUACCCCACCGUCUCCCAUGUUUUCCUCAGAGCUGUUCUGAAGCUGAAACCGCCGGAGUGGGUCCCGUCGGUCUGCAGAUUUCUUAGAGGACAGACCGAGGUGGAUGGACGGAGAGACUCACCCUGAGCUGCUCCACGGUAACCUUUCCGGAGAGUCAACGUUUACGUGCAGGUGGAACUCCAGCGUACGUCAUGACGUCACCACCUCAGCUCACCUGCUCCAGUUGUCUUUACCGUGAAAAACAACUAAAUGGAACCAGAUAUAAAAACACAGACCUGCAUUUAUCAUCAUCAUCAUUAUUAUUACUAUUAUUACUAUUAUUAUUAUUGUAGAAACCGUCCAAUCAUCUAGUUCAGUCCAACAGGAAUGUUCAUGGUGAAUCAAAUCCAGAACAAUCCAUGAACCAAUCAGUAACAUGAACAGAUUGUACUUCAUUCUACUGACCACUAGAGGUCCUACUGGAGCAAUGUGUGUUUCUGAAGCCUCCAGGAAUGAACCAUGUUUGGAAUAAAGAGUGGAAGCUUCAACAGAGCCUGGAUCAGCAUCACUAACCACAGGACCAUAAAAUAACCAGUAGACUAAAUAAACAUAGUUUGGAGGAAACAUCAGCUUUAAAGCUCCUACACUGACACACUUUUCAUUUAAUUCUAUUAAUGAACUCAUGUUUGAUGCAUGAAGGCAUUAGGCUGUCAGAGAAGGCAUCACACUGUCAGGUACCUGAAGGCAUCACACUGCUGGGUACCUGAAGGCAUCACACUGUGAGGUACCUGAAGGCAUCACACUGUGAGGUACCUGAAGGCAUCACACUGUCAGGUACAUGAAGGCAUCACACUGUCAGGUACAUGAAGGCAUCACACUGUCAGGUACCUGAAGGCACCAUACUGUCAGUGAAGGCACCACGAUGUCAGGUACCUGAAGGCAUCACACUGUCAGGUACUGAAGGCAUCAUACUGCCUGUUUCUCCUCUUUCUGACCACAUUUCAGAGGUUGAAACUGAGAGACGCUCUCAGACUGGCAGCAACUAAACCUCUGAUUUCCUGUCAGCUUCAGAGAAACCAGAGCAGAGAGGCAGGAAGGAGGAGUUUACUGAUGAGACAGAGCUGAUCAGAGAGAGGAUCUAAUAUCAGCAGCUCAGGAUGGAGGGAACAUCUCUGCUGUGGAUCUCUCUGAGCUCUCUGCUGUUCUCCACAACAGACCAAGUUCAUCUGACUGUAAAUCCCAGAAGAUCUCAGUUUUUUAGAGAAAAUUCUGUCACUCUGAGCUGUGAGGAUGAAGACAGAUCUGCUGGAUGGACUCUGAGAAGAAACACCACCAGAAAAACCAGAAGUCAGUGUGGAGAUGGAUGGGGAAGACCAUCUGGUUCUACUUGUAUCAUCAGUAUGUUGCUCCAGUGGGACAGUGGAGUUUACUGGUGUGAGUCCAUGGAGGCAGCAGCCAGUCAGAGCAUCAACCUCACUGUUUCUGGUGGAUCAGUGAUCCUGCAGAGUCCUGUCCUCCCUGUGAUGGAGGGAGAUCCCCUCACUCUGAGCUGUCAAUCAAAGCAGGACUCCCGCCUCCCAGCUGCUUUCUAUAAAGAUGGCUCCCUCAUCAGGACUGAGCCCGGAGGUCACAUGACCAUCCUCCAUGUUUCCAGGUCUGAUGAAGGCCUCUACAGGUGUAACAUCAGCAUUCAUGGAGAGUCUCCAUCCAGCUGGAUCUCUGUCACAGGUAAACCUACUUCCUCAGCUCCGCCUGUCUCCUCCUCCCUCCAUCUUGUCUUCAGGCUGCUCUGCCACCUGGUGGUGUUCUGUCCAUACUUCAUCUCUACUGGCCUCAUGGUGUCUUUGUAUCGACACAGAGUUACAGGAAAUGACCUUCCCAUCACCAUGGUGACGGCCCCACCCACACAGGCUGACCAGGGAUUGGACGAUGACUAUGAUGACAUCAUCACUGCUGUGACCACGGAGCAUCAGUUCUGAUCUGAACUCGGGAUUCUUCAAUCAGAAAGAGUUUUUAUUCAUAACAGAUCAUCUAAUUGUGUUGUUUCCUGUCUUUGUGUUCACUUUGUGUCAUUGCUGGUGUUUUUAUUUCUGCUUUCUUAUCUCUUUGUGUUAGUUUUGCAUAUUUUUAAGUUUGUUCUGGGGGAAAAUAUGUGUCUUAAAUAACAAAAUGGCUUAAAAUGUCCCCAUGUCUCACAAAUAAUCUAAAGUUUCUCAAAAUGUCUGAAUAUUUGUCAAAUUAUUCUAUUAAAUGACUCCAGAAAACAAGGAGACAGUAUUUGUUCAGUGUGACUCAGAAAUUACCAGCAGGUGGCAGCACAGAGUCUCUGGUUCAACACUGGAGACUGGACUCAUUGUUUCCUCAUCACUGAUGUGAGAGAAGAACAACACACAAAGACUCAGAAAACAACCACAGAGACACAACAUGACCAACAACAGACUGAAAACUACAACAAAGACACAACAUGACCAACA
Molecule: messenger RNA, 4482 nt
Organism: Acanthochromis polyacanthus (spiny chromis)
Lineage: Eukaryota; Metazoa; Chordata; Actinopteri; Pomacentridae
Product: high affinity immunoglobulin gamma Fc receptor I-like
Exons: 6
Coding region: 3166-3987 (273 amino acids)
Biological process (GO): cell surface receptor signaling pathway
Molecular function (GO): transmembrane signaling receptor activity
Source: RefSeq, a predicted model, not a curated record